Messenger RNA from Telopea speciosissima, 2249 nucleotides. RefSeq lists its product as uncharacterized. The transcript is spliced from 4 exons. NCBI's taxonomy places the organism in Eukaryota, Viridiplantae, Streptophyta, Magnoliopsida, Proteales, Proteaceae. Bases 239 to 2248 code for a protein of 669 amino acids. The record is from RefSeq and is a predicted model, not a curated record.
AUGUAAUCCGAUCGGAUCGGUAGCUCUGAUUUAUACUUCCAUCGUCAACUGUUCUUUAUAUUUAUAUACGGAUCCGCUAUUAGGAUCUCUGGUUCUGUAAUUCGGAAGUGUUUGGAGCCUUUUCUCUCGUGGUAUUCGAGGUGGAUGCUGUGGAAGAUCCUUUCCUAAAAGGAGGGCUUGAGGAGAGGAGACUAUAAUGUUUGAGUCCCGGGAGAAAUCGUAAGCGCUACAGGAGGAAAUGUCGAGGCAGAAUCGCAGCAUCGAGGGUCUGAUCAGGGGACACUGCAAGAUCCGGAAACGAGGUUGCUCUUCUUCAUCGUCUUCGUCAUCGCUAGUGCAGAAUUACCGUUUCAAAAGGGCGAUUUUGGUUGGGAAGAGGGGAGGAUCGAGUACCCCUGUUCCGACAUGGAAGUUGAGUUCCAGAUCUUCUUCUGUGGUCGGAAUUAUAGAAUCCCCGAAAUACCCGCCGUCUCAGAACGGUGGUAAAGGAAAGCUACCGCCCGUUUCGGCCCGGAAGCUCGCCGCCACUCUGUGGGAGAUGAACGAGAUCCCUUCUCCUCAAAUGAAAGAGGACGUUUCGGAAUGGAGAAGAGUCCUUCUCAAGAAAGAGAUGAAAGGCAGAGACAGGAACUCCAGGUCAGUCCUGUCGGGCUCUCUCCCUCCACAUUUGUCCGAUCCAUCCCAUAGCCCUGCUUCAGAGAGGAUGGAUCGUUCAGGAACCGAGAGUCUCCGAAGAAGAUCAUCCACCAUUUCUCAGAAGCUUCGGGCGACUGAUCACAAUGUUGGAUAUUUGGACUCUCGGAGCAAUGCCAGUUUGAUGGAGAUCGAGACACGAUCUCGAGGCCGGACUCCGACGGGUUCCGUCUUGGGAACUAAGAACCGUUUGAAGGACCUCAGCAAUGGUCUCACCACAUCUAAGGAGCUUCUUAAAAUACUCAACCGGAUUUGGGGUCUGGAAGAUCAGCAUUCCUCAAGCAUGUCUCUUGUCUCGGCCUUGCGUGUCGAGCUCGAUCGUGCCCGCUUGCAGGUUGAACAGCUGAUCCAAGAACGGAAGUCUGAUUCUAACGAGAUUAAUUACCUUAUGAAGCGUUUUGCAGAAGAGAAAGCAGCUUGGAAGAGUAAGGAGCAAGAAAGGAUCCAAGCUGCAAUCGAUUCUGUUGCAGGGGACCUUGAUAUGGAGAGGAAGCUAAGGAGACGUGCUGAGAGCUUGAACAAGAAGCUCGGAAGGGAAUUAGCCGAUACCAAAGCAUCUCUCUCAAAGGCGAUCAAAGAACUUGAGAGCGAGAAGAGAGUGAGGGGGGUAGUGGAAGAAGCGUGUGAAGCGUUGGCCAGGAGUAUUGGAGAAGACAAGGCCGAAGUGGAAGAGCUGAAGAGAGAAUCUGCUAUGGUUCGGGAAGAGGUAGAGAAGGAGAGAGAGAUGCUUCAAUUAGCAGACGUAUUGCGUGAGGAAAGAGUCCAGAUGAAGCUCUCAGAUGCCAAGUUUCAGUUCGAGGAGAAAAAUGCGGCCGUGGACAAGCUGCGGAGCGAGCUUGAAACCAUUCUGAGAUCCAAGAAGGUCAAGGAGAACCAAGUAGUUGGGUCCACUGUAAGUAAUUCUCGUCUGGGUUAUUAUCAGAAUGAGGAAGGAGACGAUGAUGGUGAAUUGGAAGAAGAAGAAGAAGAUGAUGAUGAUGAAGAUGAUGAAGAAGAAGAAGAAGAUUCGGCUGAAAGUGAUCUUCAUUCGAUCGAGCUGAACAUGGACAACACAAGCAAGGGCUGCAAGUGGAAUUAUGCUGCAGGAGCUACUACUACUACUACUACUCAUGAAGAUCCAAAAAGGGUUUCGGUUGAGGAAGAAAUUAGGGGAAGGAAAUCCAUCUCUGAGAAGAUAGCCCGUGGAGCUGGCUCUCUUGAAAGGAGUAUUUCGGAUGGAAUUGAGUGGAAUCUGAGAAGUGACAAUGGCCAGAAUUCAGAAGAUGGGAUUGUAUGGGGGAUAUUCCCAGAGUUAGAAAGGCAAAUUCCGAGACAAGAUUACGAAGAUGAAACACAGAGAUACAAAUCGGUGAAGGGUAUUAGAGAUCACCUAUUGUCUGGUUCAAGGAUGGCAUCAGCUCGAGGCUUCGCCAGCCCUACACGCCAAUGGGGCCAACCAUGGCCUUCGCGAGACUCCAGCAAUGCAGGACGCGAAAGGCCGAAUGUUGGUACGCAGGGGAAUGAUUUGAAGGCUCGGCUAAUAUUGGAAGGUCAGCAUCCGAGGCGUUCUAGGUAGU